AUGAUUGCAAAAUGCGGAUGGCCUUACUCGUCUGAACGUCCAUCGUUACAUACAUUAUUAUGUUAUAAAAUUGAAACAAGUCAAUCAUUCGCAGCAUUAGCACAUCAUAUCAAAUUUUUAUGGUCUUGUAUUAGAUGGGACAGUCUUAGGAAAAAACGUUUGCUCGACGAUGUUCUGACAACGGAAAAUGAUUCUGAAAUUAUUACACAUGAAUAUUUAGCUAAAUGUGAUAUUGGUCAACUUAAAUCUUGCAGUGAAUAUCUGGUACGAAAGAUUAUUUAUCCUAUCGAUAAGAAACAACAACGUGGCGGAACUGCACUGGCUUCUCAACGCCAACUAAACCAACAACCAAUAACAACCAUGACUAAAUUACCUACAAGUGCUCCGUUUAUUGUUCGUAUUCCCCAUUUACAACCGAAAACAGGUAUAACAACUGAAAGCGGGAAAGUUGUGAUUGUGAAAUCUGAUGCUAGUAAUAAUAAUAAUAAUAAUAAUAAUAAUAAUCCAUCUACGAUGGCGACUAUGACUUUUUCUCAACAACCUCAACUACAACAACAAACACAAGCAAAAACAUUUUCAAUUGUCAAAUUACCUGAUGGUCAAAUUAUUCUCGUACCGACAACAACAACUCAACAACAACCACAACAAAUACAAACUCAAUCCCAACAAACUCCUCAUCAUUUAAAUGAAAAUGAAGCGCGAAUUGUUAAAGCAGCUAGUCCAGCUACAACACCAAAGUUCAGUGAAAGAGUUAUCAAACGAGUGACGAAACAACAAGUACAAACGAUACCAUUACAAAAUCAACAACAAUAUCCUAAUAUUGGAACACAACGAUUAAAUACAAUAUCAAUUACAAAUCUUAGUAAUUCUCAAAAACGAAAUGUAUGUACAAUAAAUCAAAUACAAAAAGAACAACAACCGAAAUUUAUUGCUAUAACAACUGGUCCUCAACUAAUUCAUCAACAGCCCACACCAGAACGUCGUUUAAGAUCGAUAGCUCCAGCACCUACUUCAUCUAAUACAACGACAUCUCAAACGCACGCUAAUCUUUUAUCAUCACUUUUAUCGUCUCAACAACAACAGUUACUUUUACAGGCACAACAACAGCUUCACACGCCACCAGAAAGUACAACUGAGGAUUUAUUAAAAUUUGAUCCUACAGCUAAUUUAUUGUACGAUAAUGGCCCAUUAUUGUCCGAAGAUGAUUUAACAAUGAUAUCAGGAACGGUGACUGUUGAUGGAACUGAUGGACUACAACAUACAAUGAUUCCUCCACCACCACCAACUAAAGAAAAAAAAGCAUCAAAAAGAAAAGCGCCAUCUACGAUAGUAACUGAGGAAGAAAAACAACCGCUUCCGUCUGUUCCACGAAAGAAAACACAAAAGAAAAAUUCAAGAAAAUUGACAUCACUUCCUCUUACCGAAACGACUUUAACACCAAAAGCACGUUUAGAAAAAAAAGCAUUAUCGGUUAAAGAAACAAGAAAAAAAAUGACUCCACGUCGAGCUGUUGCUACUGAAACAGUUGAAAUUAAUAAUUCAAGUUUCUCACUCCCACCUCCUGUUCAACUUAAUCAACAACAAUCAACAAAACCGAAAUAUAAAUUAUCUGAACAUGAUAUUCUCGAGUUAUCACCCGUUAGCAACAGUAAAAAAGUAACUCCGGAAAAAACGAAGAGGCAAUCGGCAUCAUCUGUUUCUAUAGCAUCAACUUCAAAGCAAAAGGUUGAUCCAGAAGAUGGCAUUAGAUUAAAAGUAUGUGAAGGUAUUUUACGUUCACUUCUUGGCACAAUUGAACGAGAAGAACGUAAAGAGACGGCCAAAAAGAAUAUGGAAAAACAUAGUACUAUUCAACCGAAACAUGAACAUCGUCAAAUUCAUUUACAUCGCCUUCUAAAUGAUCGUGUUGAAAAUUUACGUCAAGAUUUUCUUAAACAACGUUUGCAACGAAAACAACUUUUAGUUAAAGAACAAGUACAACAGCAACGUUUCAAACAACAACAACUUGUACUUAAACAACAGCAAGAACAAGUAAAAACUGAACAAGCAAUUAUCGAGUCACGUUCAUCUUCCGAAGAACAGCAAUCAUCUCCAACUAAAAAAACUCCAAAAGCGACAAAAUACUCGAAAAAGAAAUUGACAAACGAACAAGAGACACCAAAAAGUAGUCCGAAACAAGCGUCGAAACGUCUACGUACUCCAAUGAAUAAUACUGAAGAGCAAGAACAACCUUCUCCAACGUCCAAAAAACCUCGUCAAACACGUCAUCAAACAAGUUCAUCUUUGCAUCGUCCUUCGUCUAGUUCCGAUAACGAUGAAAAUAAACAGAAAAAAACAAGUGCAGCUAAAAUAAAAACGACAACAAUAUCAGCCGCAACAUCAAGUCAAAAGAAAAAGUUUUCAGAAAGUAUAAUGAAUCCAGCCGAUAUUGAUUGCGUAUGCAAAAAUAAUUCGGAUACGCAUGAAAAAUUUUUUGUUCAAUGUGAAUUAUGCUCGAAAUGGUUGCAUGGAAAAUGUGUGGGAAGAAAAAAUGAGCGUAUAGCUGAAAAAAUGGACGAAUUUAUUUGUGCUGAUUGUCAAGCAUUAACUCAACGAGCCAAAGAACGUUUGUAUUGUGUAUGUCGAACACCAUAUGAUGAAUCUAAAUUUUAUAUUGGUUGUGAUAUUUGUCAAGAUUGGUAUCAUGGAAAAUGUGUUGGAAUUACACCAGAUGAUGCUGAAAAAUUUGAAGUCUACGUUUGUCCAAGGUGUUCAACAGAGAAAAAACAAGAAUUUUUAAAUAAACCGAUAAAGGGUGAUGCUAAAAAGAAAUUACUGAAUUUGAUUGAACAAUUGUUGACUCAUAAAAUGGCAUGGCCAUUUCAGAAUCCGGUCGAUGUUAAAGAUGUUCCGAAUUAUUAUAAAAUAAUCAAAGAUCCCAUGGAUUUAACAACAUUGAAAUCAAAAGUUCUUGCCUCGAAAUAUAAAACUGUUUGUGAUUUUAUUCGUGAUGUCAAUAAAAUAUUCAAUAAUUGUCGAGCAUUUAAUCCGAUUGACUCACCAUUUUCACAAUGCGCUAAUGUUGUUGACAAUUAUUUUCGACAUUUAUUAGAAAAUUUAAUGAUUAAAGAUGAACCAAAAUAA
Molecule: messenger RNA, 3123 nt
Organism: Didymodactylos carnosus
Lineage: Eukaryota; Metazoa; Rotifera; Eurotatoria; Philodinida; Philodinidae
Source: the annotation of a GenBank genome assembly